AACAUUCGCAGUCUGUUGUUUUUCGCGCGUACUAUGGUGUUCCUUUGUUUUCGUUAUUGAACGUGAGUGAUGUUAGCGAUGGAGUGGUUAGAAGACGAUGUAAUGCUAUUAAUUGAAGAGUACAGACACCACAGAUGCCUAUGGGAUCCAAGAGAUCCAGAAUUUAAAAUGCACACCAGAAAAAAUGAAGCUUGGCAAGAAAUUGCGGAAGCACUGAAAGUGCCAUCUGAGGAAGUGAAGAAGAAAAUUAACUCCCUACUUGCUUCCUUUAGGAGAGAAAGAAGGAAAGAGGCCGCCACCUCGGGAAUGCCUGCAGGCAAGAAAUACCGUUCCGGCUGGUUUGCCUUCAAAUCGAUGUCAUUCCUGCUUGAUAAAGUUGGAUGGACAAAAGGCAGAUGCUCAGAGCAAAGCGAUCCACUAAUUGUGGGGUGCCACAGCUGCAUCAUCAUAUGGGAGAACACAGUUGAAGAGGUUGAUAUAGAUGUGACAAGUUUGGAAGGGUCUGAAGAUGAGGGAACAAGUAAUGACAUUGUCCUACAAACAGAAUAUCCUGCAUCAGAUGAAGUACAUGUAGGGGAUGUAGAAGAACCUCCAAGAAAGAAGUGUAGAAAAGGAGAUGCAUAUGAUGAAGCUGCUGCUGAUCUGAACAUGAUCAUUAAUAUAAUUGACACCAUCAGAAACAAAAAACAAGCUACAAACAACAAGAAACAAGAAAAAAAGUCACCACGUGACAUAUUUUCUGAUUAUGUGGCAUUUAAAUUGAAAACCUACAAUAACCAUGUACAGAACAUAGUUCAGUUUAAAAUUCAUGAAGUGUUCUUCCAGGCAGAUAUGGGCAAUUUUGACAGCCCCUCUACCACAACAAACCAGCAAACUGAAAUUAUUCAGCCCUCUCCAUCUUCUUCCACCAUAACUAUUGACACAAACGAUACAAAACAUUCCGAUACUGUGGUACACACACUUUUGCUAUAGUUUUUAUUUCCAACUAUAGAUAUUUUCAUAUACUCAAUAUUUAAUUUAUUUAAGAGAAGACAGAAAAAUAAAUGUCUUUGAGAGUAAACAGGUAAUAUUGAUUAAUACGAAAUUAGAAUAUGUUAAAGAUCUGAUCAUUAUCGUGACCUAUGUUUCAAGUGUUUGUAAUUAUGUCACAUUUUUGCUAUCAUUUUAUGAGACUUCAUUAUACUAAUGAAAUGAAUAAAAAUCAUUCCCUCCAUUGUGCUACCACCCAUCUAACAAACUGUAAAGCACGUGAUAUCAAAUACCCUGUAAGACGAUGUGCCUCCACAACUCGGUGCAUCUGGCUGUCUUGCGGAAGACCUGGGAUUGAUCACCAGUACUGCCAGGGAUAUUUCCUUGGUGGGAGGACAGGGACAACAUGCAAUAAGCUUUGUGAUGCCAGUUGAGGAGUUACUUGAUUGAUAAGUAAUGGUUCCAAAGUCAAGAAAUCCAGCAGCAGCUGGGAGAGCAGUGUGCUGACCCCAUGACCCUCCAUACUACAUCCAAAUGACACCAUUGGCAGAGAACGACAUGGCGGUUAGUAGCCCCUGAUUGGGUUGUCUGAGCCAGAACCUGGAUCUUCCAUUUGCUAUA
Schistocerca piceifrons (Central American locust) is the source of this 1590-nucleotide messenger RNA. RefSeq lists its product as uncharacterized. The transcript is spliced from 3 exons. NCBI's taxonomy places the organism in Eukaryota, Metazoa, Arthropoda, Insecta, Orthoptera, Acrididae. The record is from RefSeq and is a predicted model, not a curated record. The coding region runs from base 70 to 972 and encodes 300 amino acids.